This is a messenger RNA of Diceros bicornis minor, 1988 nucleotides long. It is a transcript of the gene TPM2, whose product is annotated as tropomyosin 2. Gene Ontology annotation, cellular component: actin filament. Gene Ontology annotation, biological process: muscle contraction; actin filament organization. Gene Ontology annotation, molecular function: actin filament binding. Bases 143 to 997 code for a protein of 284 amino acids. NCBI's taxonomy places the organism in Eukaryota, Metazoa, Chordata, Mammalia, Perissodactyla, Rhinocerotidae. The record is from RefSeq and is a predicted model, not a curated record. The transcript has 9 exons.
CGCCUUUUAGGCGCCCGCGCGGCUGGGACAUCCCAGUCCCGCUUGGUCCUCCUCGCCCGCUACCAGUGCGUCCAGUCCGCGUAGCCAGCCCAGUUCGCCCCGUGCGCACCGCCCGCCGGCCGGCCCGUCCCCCACCGCAGCCAUGGAUGCCAUCAAGAAGAAGAUGCAGAUGCUAAAGCUGGACAAGGAGAAUGCCAUCGACCGGGCAGAGCAGGCUGAGGCCGACAAGAAGCAGGCUGAGGACCGCUGCAAGCAGCUGGAGGAGGAGCAGCAGGCCCUCCAGAAGAAGCUGAAGGGGACGGAGGAUGAGGUGGAGAAGUAUUCUGAGUCAGUGAAGGACGCCCAGGAGAAACUGGAGCAGGCUGAGAAGAAGGCCACUGAUGCCGAGGCAGAUGUGGCCUCUCUGAACCGCCGUAUUCAGCUGGUAGAGGAGGAGCUGGACCGGGCGCAGGAGCGCCUGGCUACAGCCCUACAGAAGCUAGAGGAGGCUGAGAAGGCAGCUGAUGAGAGUGAGAGAGGAAUGAAGGUCAUCGAAAACCGAGCCAUGAAGGAUGAGGAGAAGAUGGAGCUGCAGGAGAUGCAGCUGAAGGAGGCCAAGCACAUCGCUGAGGAUUCGGACCGCAAAUAUGAGGAGGUGGCCAGGAAGCUGGUGAUCCUGGAAGGAGAGCUGGAGCGCUCAGAAGAGAGAGCCGAGGUGGCUGAGAGUAAAUGUGGGGACCUAGAGGAGGAGCUGAAAAUUGUUACCAACAACUUGAAAUCCCUGGAAGCCCAGGCGGACAAGUAUUCCACCAAGGAAGAUAAAUAUGAAGAGGAGAUCAAGCUACUGGAGGAGAAGCUCAAGGAGGCUGAGACCCGAGCAGAGUUUGCCGAAAGGUCUGUGGCAAAGUUGGAGAAAACCAUUGAUGACCUGGAAGACGAAGUCUAUGCACAGAAGAUGAAGUACAAGGCCAUCAGCGAGGAGCUGGACAACGCACUCAAUGACAUCACCUCCCUCUGAGCCCCUCACCAGUGUGGCCCCCUGGCCCCUUCUCUCCUCUCCUUUCCAUUCUUUCUGUGGCGGGGGGGGCAGGAGGAGCAGAAAUUGCCAACAUUGCGCAGCCAGGCGGGGCCAGCCUAGGAGAGCCCCAGCACACCUGCCACCCACCCUGGCACCUGCUUCGUCCUUCUCUCCAUCCACUCCCCCCUCACCCACCUGCCUCUACCUCUCUCUGCUGCUUAAUAAACUCAACUUGGUCUCCAUGCGGUUUCCUGCCCUCCAGAGAGCACUUCCAUCACCCCCCAGAGCACUGGUUCCCUGCUGAGACCUGGGCUCUUACAGACACCCCAAAUCUUGUGACCACCCAGUGAUCUCACCCACAAAACACUGUGGCACACACCAAAACCCCCCUGCAUGGGCACUCCCGGUCUGUCACUUGGACUCUUGCUGCUGCAUGUGGGCAUGUGUGACCCCAGGAGUCACCGUGAGAAGGGUGAGGCCCACCCUUCUGCAGACCCAGGCCUGUCACUGACCUCCGAGCACUCAGCCGGGCUUCCAGGAGCUGAAGGAAUGACUGGAGGGGAAACGGGGUGGUGAGGUGCAGGGGAGGGGCAAGAGGGUUGUGAAAGGUCUGGGAUGAAGCUUGGAAAAGUGUUGGAUGCCAGCAACAUUGGGCUUUCACUCCAGGUCUGUUUUCUGCCUCAAGUCUGUGUGUCUGGCCUUCCCUUUCCUGGCGCAGUCUUUGUCUUCUGUUUCCAACUCACACCUUCUAAAGGAGGGUAAACUAGUUUAUGACUCAGACCUUCCCAUCCCACCUCCAUGACCCCAAAGCCUUGAGUGAGGCAUCCAUGUCUGUCCUGGUCAGUCCAUCCAUUCACCCCAGCCACGGGUCCUCAGAGCCCUGAAUGCUUGCGUCUUCCUGUGCCUCCAACCAGUCCGUGUCUAUUUGUCACGUCCCCCGUCCAUGCCUCCCCACAUAUCUCCCCUUCCCCUCUUCAUAUGCUGCUUCCCC